Nicotiana attenuata is the source of this 633-nucleotide messenger RNA. RefSeq lists its product as uncharacterized. The record is from RefSeq and is a predicted model, not a curated record. The transcript has 2 exons. The coding region runs from base 1 to 633 and encodes 210 amino acids. NCBI's taxonomy places the organism in Eukaryota, Viridiplantae, Streptophyta, Magnoliopsida, Solanales, Solanaceae.
AUGUGUGCACUUAGAGCAACAGGGGGACUUAACUUGAUCAACAUGGCACUAUGGAAUAAGGCUGCAAUCACAAAAACAUGCUGGGAAUUGGCAAACAAGAAAGAUAAACUUUGGAUCAAAUGGAUCCAUAGCUACCACAUUAAGGAUCAAGUCUUUGCCGUCAUGGAAGCACCAAAACAGGCAUCUUGGAUGAAUCAAGCACGACCAAAAGCAAUCUUCAUAAUAUGGCUACAAAUUCAGGAAAAAUUGCUCACUGGUGACAGAUUGAAGAACUGGGGAAUACAAGUGGAAGAUACAUGCUGCUUUUGUAAUCAAGCACCAGAAACAAGGGAUUACAUCUUUGCAGAAUGUGCAUAUGGUAGAAGUCUAUGGUCCAGACUCAUGCAAUGGUUACAGGUACAACAAUCAUUUACAACAUCGUGGUCUGAAUGGCAGAACUGGAUUGUAAAGAAAACAAAUGGGCGAUCUCAGCUGGCUAGGAUACUCAAACUAGUAUUUGCAGAAUAUACAUACACAGUGUGGAUUGAGAGAAAUACAAGGAUAUUUGAGAAGAAAGCAACAACAUGGGAUGUUCUUGCAAGGAGAAUGUUAUGCAUGUGCAACAUUAGAGGUGAGGGUCUCAUGUUCUUUUAA